Molecule: messenger RNA, 5825 nt
Organism: Anastrepha obliqua
Lineage: Eukaryota; Metazoa; Arthropoda; Insecta; Diptera; Tephritidae
Product: helicase ARIP4
Exons: 10
Coding region: 226-5697 (1823 amino acids)
Cellular component (GO): nucleus
Molecular function (GO): ATP binding; ATP hydrolysis activity; ATP-dependent chromatin remodeler activity
Source: RefSeq, a predicted model, not a curated record
UUGAUUUGGUGUAAAGAAAAGUGUCACUGUGGUUGGAUUAUCCUAUUUUUCUGCUUGUAAUUGAUUUAAAUUGAGAAAAUGUUCUACGAAAACUUGAAGAAUUUCUACAUAAAAAUAUAAGUUGUUACAACGACUAUAAGUUUGCCUAUUUCUUGUUAAAUAUGUGGAGACUCUUUAUGUACUAAUUAGUCUUUGAAAUACACUAGUGAAUAACAGACAAUUGUAAUGGAUUCCCAAAAUCGAAUGGAUGCGUACAACGAUAAUGCUGCAUUAAACACACCCCCUGCAAACAGGCCUACUGAACCAUUCCAGCCAUAUUUGCGACCGGACAUUAACAGCGUUAACCCAGAAGAUCCCUUCGGACAAUAUCUUAGAAACCCGGACGCACUUCUGUUGAAUGAAAUGAACUCAAAGCAAUCGUUAGAUUUGUUGAAACAACAAACCAAUGCGCUUGAGACAGUAGGUUAUCCCUGUGUUGGUGAUAGUGGCUAUUCCAAUGACCACUUUGGGCCAAAAAGAAAGAAAGAAACGGAAAACGAUGAAAUCGUUGAAGCAAAGAAACCAGGUAACAUCAUGUCUGCUGAGGAGAAAAAGACUGCAAACAUGCGCAAAAAUAUACGUGACGUCUUUGACGAGAAUCAAUUGGAUACAAAUACGCUCGCAGCUCAACGUGAAGAAUCCGAACGUUUGGCCCGUGUAGCUGAGCAGCAAAAAAUCAUCCGAGAAACUCAACGUCAAGCGGCCGUUAACAGAAGUUUUGUGCGCACCCAAAAUAAAGUACUUUCCCUGCUACAAAGUGGUACAACAUUCGCAAAAGUCACCAGUGAAACACCAUUUGAAGAAAUAGACACAGCUUCAACAGGCUCGGAACAAAAUGCCAGCCCACAAGCGUUAUCAAUUGCUAGCGUUGGUGAUAAAUUGGCUAGCAAAGUCGAAACGGAGACAGUUCUAAGCAAAGACAUUGCACCAAUAUCACCCACACCAAUUGAUGAUGAUGAUGCAGUAAAACCCGCGGAAGAACAAGUUAUAAGUGACGUGGUUACAAUAGAAGAUAGCUCCUCUGAGGAUGAUUGUAUUAUGUUAUCCGAUGAUGAAGAGGACCUGGAGGAUGAAGAGGAGGUUGACGACCCAAGCAAUAGUGGUUUACAUGUAAAAGAUGCAUACAAUGUGCCCGACGAACAAGGACGAGUUUUGGUCAAUAUUGGACACCCAGAAGGCGAAGAUGAUAUUUUCGUGGCGCCUCAAAUAGCACGAACUAUAAAACCCCAUCAAAUUGGUGGUGUGCGAUUUCUUUUCGAUAACAUUAUUGAAUCGACGAAACGUUUCAAGAGUUCUAGCGGCUUUGGUUGCAUACUAUCGCAUUCAAUGGGUUUGGGAAAGACGCUUCAAGUGAUUUGUUUCUGUGAUAUAUUUCUGCGGCAUACACCAUCUAAAACAGUACUAUGUGUUAUGCCUAUCAAUACAUUGCAAAAUUGGGUGUCCGAGUUCAAUAUGUGGUUACCGAAAUACUCCGAUAAUCCGGAACAUGUACGACCCAGGCAGUUCGAUGUUUUCAUCCUGAACGAUCAACAUAAAACUUUGAGCGCUCGCGCCAAAGUUAUACUUAAGUGGGCUGAGGAAGGUGGCGUACUUCUAAUAGGUUAUGAACUGUUCAGACUGUUGGCUUUAAAACUAAUGUCAACACGUAAGCGACGCAAUAACAAAGCAGUGAAUUGUGAGAGGAGUGGCACCGAAAUGAAUAGGCGCUUAAUGGAGAGUGUGCACCAAGCAUUAGUUAAACCCGGUCCGGAUUUGGUCAUAUGUGAUGAAGGACAUCGUAUUAAGAAUGCUCAUGCUGGCAUAUCACUUGCUCUUAAACAGAUACGCACACGACGCAGAAUUGUAUUAACUGGUUAUCCAUUGCAAAAUAACCUCCUCGAAUACUGGUGUAUGGUGGAUUUUGUACGUCCAAAUUAUCUUGGCACUCGCAAUGAGUUUUGCAACAUGUUCGAACGUCCUAUACAGAAUGGACAAUGCAUUGACUCAACACCCGAGGAUCACAAGCUAAUGCGUUAUCGUGCCCAUGUGCUGCACUCAUUGCUACUCGGUUUUGUACAGCGACGUUCUCAUGUUGUACUACAACAGACACUGCCCAAAAAAUUGGAGUAUGUUAUACUAACCCGUAUGACACCGUUUCAGCGUCAACUUUACGACACAUUCAUGAAUGACAUUGUGCGUACCAAGUCUGUUCCUAAUCCGUUGAAAGCAUUUGCAGUUUGUUGUAAAAUAUGGAAUCACCCAGAUGUACUGUAUAGUUUCUUAAAAAGAAAAGAAAUCGAUUUGGAGUUAGAAAUGGAAGAAACUGAGGUGAUCGGUGAACCGCCUGUUCUUCCUGCUGUUGCCCCAGUCGCAAGUGAAGCAGAAAAAGCAAUACCCCAUGAAGAUAAAUCACUCGAGGCUGCUAGUACUGAACAAAUUGUCCAAGAUAUAAAACCAAAAGAUGGUCUUAGCUCGGAAGGAAAUUCUCCAGCACCAGAGUGUAAGCAGGUGGAACAGCAAUCGCCAGCAGAGGUAACACAACGUGUUGGUCAGGCGUUAGCGAACAAGCCAAACACUGAAUUUACCAAUUUGAUGAAGAGCUCGCUCCUAUCGGAUCACUACAACCAGCAGCAAAAUGAUGUACCUUCGUAUUUGGGAGGCCAUGGCAAUAAUUAUUGGCAAGAAUCCAAUGUAAACUAUUUCCCCUAUCAAUCAGUUACCGACAAUAUUGACUCCUUGUCGAAGCCGAACUAUGUUGGUAUGGUACCACAACGAGCUGAAGAAGCGCCGAACGAAACAAAUGAAGGCGGAGGCUCUUCACAGAUUGUUGAUUUGGACACAAAAGAAAUAAAAACCGUAGAAACUGACAUAGACAUGACUCUCUGUCCGGUCAUCAAAAAUGAGGCACUACAAGGUGACAAUAACAAUUCAAUAUUAGCUAAUGCAAGCGGCGAUGGAACAGGAGCUACCAGUGCAGAUGCAUUGAUAGAAGAUGUGAAAUUGUUGGCCAGUGCGAAUUCGAUUGGGAAUGAAAAGGAAGGCAAGGUGAAAACAGAUGAUGCGACACUUCAUGAGUGGGCUAUCGAUUUGAUGAAAAAGUAUCGACCCGGUCUUUUGGAGAAUUCACCAAAAAUGGAAAUACUCUUUUGCAUUCUAAAUGAAAGUGUUCAGCUCGGCGAUAGAGUGCUUUUAUUUAGUCAAAGUCUCUUGACAUUAAAUUUGAUAGAGACAUUUUUGCAAAUGACGCGCAUGCCGGACUCGGAUAUGUAUUGGGGUCGCGGGGUGUCCUACUUUCGGCUAGACGGUUCCACUACUUCCCAAGAACGUGAAAGACUCGUAAAUGAGUUUAAUUCAAAUACGGGCGUCAAAUUGUUCUUGAUUUCGACCAGAGCUGGUUCACUAGGUAUUAAUCUUGUUGGAGCCAAUCGUGUUAUAGUUUUUGAUGCUAGUUGGAAUCCCUGUCACGACACACAAGCAGUAUAUAGAAUUUAUCGAUAUGGCCAAAGAAAGCCGUGUUUCGUUUAUAGAAUAGUAAUGGAUAAGUGUUUAGAAAAGAAAAUUUAUGAUAGGCAAAUUAAGAAACAGGGAAUGUCCGAUAGAGUUGUUGAUGAAUGCAAUCCGGAUGCGCAUCUCUCCAUAAGAGAUAUAACCAAUCUUUGUCAUGAUUAUGAUGAGGAUGACAAGAGUCAGUCUGAAGUGCCGGAAUUCAUACAACCACUUGACUCAUUUGAGGAUGUUCUAAUAAGGAAAAUAGUCGAACAGCACAAAACUAGUUUAUCUAAAGAGCCAUUCUUCCAUGAAAGUUUACUGAUCGACCGAAAAGAAAAGAAACUGUCGCAGGCUGAGAAGAGACAAGCUCAUAGGGGAUAUGAGAUGGAGAAGAAGGCUAGCGUUAAACAAAACUUUUGUGCGCCCGUUAAGAAUCAGUAUCGCAUUGUACGUAACGAUGGCAGUAUUGUAACACGGCCAGUUGCAUCGAUACGUCCAAUGCAAACAACUAAAACUAUGCCAGCGACAAAGAGUGGUGGUAUACGCACAACACGUUGGAUACCAGCAGAAGUUUGGCAAAGACAAGGCAUGACUGCGCAAGAAAUGACUUUGCCGUUGGACGUUGUUAUACCCACUCAUUCGAAUGACAAAUCGAAUAUAAUUUUGAAAUCCGGUCAACGUGUAAUGGUUUUGAAGUCAGCGAAAGGUAUUUACAUGCAAUUGGAAAGUGGAAAAAUUAUUGCAAUACGGACGUCCAGUAAAGCGGCAGAGGUGAAUAAGACGGAUAAGGAUGAAGUUAUUGAUAUAACAAAUGAAGGCGACAGCGAGAAGAAGAGUGAAGAUGCAAAGACGGAAAAUGGGAAUCAAAAAGAGCGCGAUUGCAAAGCAAAAGGAUCUCAAAACAGUUGCACUGAAACCAACGAAAAACCAACAGGAGGUUAUGAAAAAUGUACGGAUAAUGGAAAGAAAUCACUGGAAUCUAGUCCAGCUAAAGGCAAAGAAUUCACGCAGCCAAAUCCGUAUAAACCAGAUUUGCAAAUGCAAAAGGACGAUAUCAAUAGUAAAUUUGAUAAUAUGAAAAAGGUUGAACAUAAACCGAAUCCACAGAGUGUGGAGAAAGUUUAUGGAUCGCAUUCAAACGAUAAUACCACCAAGCAAGAAUUUACAAACGCAGCGAGGAGUAGCCAAAAAUUACUAGCACUGAAACAACAUCAGCAAAUGGAAGAGGGUGUAACUUUGAAAAAGAAUGAUGGGAAUCAUCUUCAGCAGCAGGAGCAACAUCAUGAGCAGGAGAAGGAAAAGAAAGAAGCGGUACUUCCAUUAAAGCACAACCCUGAGAAAAACAACCCACCACAGACAACUCUUUUGAAUCAGCAGCAGAAAUGUCUACCACAAUAUACUAAUAAACCAAUGGUUGAUCCAGCACCAUAUCCUUAUAAGCAAAUGGGGAAUUAUCCACCAUUCUGUGGUCUCACGCCUCCUGACCUCUCGAAAUAUGCGAAUCAAAGAGGCGACAUGAUGACACCGACUGAGUCUUUUCAGACUUGUAAUUACAAUAAACGAAAGUUACAAAAAGAUAUGCCAAUACCUACUGAUUAUACGCCUUCGCCCUCAUCUUCAUCUUCAUCUUCGGCAGCAUCAUCAUCGUCAUCUGCAUCAUCACAAGGUCAAUCAUUGAAGCAUGGUCACUUAAAUGCUGUACAUCAAUCACCCUACUCACAGUCGCCCUAUUCAUCACUAUUCCACCAGCAACAACAGCCAAAACUCCACCUGUACGGAUCAAAUUAUAAUAUAGAUAAUGAACAUUAUAGUAAUUUAGCGCAAAAUUCUCAUAGUUCACAAAAUUUAAAUCAAAGUCAUAGUCUUAUUGGCGACACUUUUGGUGCGGUGCAGGAGAAUAGUACAGGCCUUAUGCAUGGAGGUGGUCAAAAUGUGCCUGCGCCGUGUGAUUAUUCGACACAUUUUCCAGACUAUGCCGCCUACAGUUCAUACAACCAUCCGCAUUACUUUUCACAUUUUGCUAAUUCAUAUGGCAAUGGAUCGUCAGCACCAAUUGGCUCCAAUCCAUACCAGAUGCAUUGGUCACCGUUAAUAGCGCCAACUUCUAUAAAUGAGCAAUGCAAUCCGGUACACUCGUCCGUUUAUCCUCAGAAUGGUGCUCAGCAUAAUCAAUGGCAUCACAAAUUAUAAAUAUUGUAGUUAUAUAAGAAAAAAAUAUCACCAUACAGCCACAGAAAGGUUUUAAAUUAAUUAAUUUAAUUGCAUGGUAUUAUCGUAAAUAUAGAAUUAAACUAAACAAAAAUUAACUAAAAAAUUUA